Molecule: messenger RNA, 2702 nt
Organism: Anoplopoma fimbria (sablefish)
Lineage: Eukaryota; Metazoa; Chordata; Actinopteri; Perciformes; Anoplopomatidae
Gene: ngrn
Product: neugrin, neurite outgrowth associated
Exons: 3
Coding region: 189-1094 (301 amino acids)
Cellular component (GO): nucleus
Source: RefSeq, a predicted model, not a curated record
CGUCCUCUGUAAUAACUGCAUGGGGAAUUAAUAAACUAUUCAGCACAGCACGCUGGAGACUUUAUUCAGUUUGAGCAGCUGACAGUGACUAGUAGAAGUGCGUCAAUGUCUGAGCGUGUGAGCUUCCUCUUUGGCACAACAAGCUCGUGGUAUUGGCUCAAAAAUUAAAAGGAGAAGACACCGUGAACAUGGCCCGACCUCUGCGGGUCCUCUCGCUCCUCUCCGGGCUCGGCUCUCUGAAGCCCUCCGUUUCUAUUAACGUCUGUCGGGCUGCGAGCAGAGGAGCCAGCGAGCCCAGAGACAGAGCGUCAAACAGAGCUCCCAGACACGGCGAGGACAUGUCUGUGGGUGAAUGUGGACUAGAGGAUGUUGAAGAAAAGCUCGAGGCCUUUGUUGAUGAGGAGAGGAAGGGGCAGAGGACUGUGAGGUAUCAUAUACUGAGAAGGCAGAUGACUCCAACAGGAGCUCCACAGAGGAGGCUAACCUGGGAUGCUAUGGAGCAAAUCAGAUAUCUGAAGAAAGAGCAGCCAGAGGAGUGGACAGUAGAGCGCCUGGCUGAGGGCUACUCUGUCACCCCUGAUGUCAUCCUAAGAGUCCUCAGGAGCAAGCAUGUCCCCGCACCUGAUAGAAAAAUAAAGCAGGAUGCCAAAGUAAUGGUUCGUCACGGUCAGCAGGUGCUGCCUUCAGGUGCUGGGGCGGGGCAGAAUAGGCUGAAGCUGCCUGGAAACCGCUCAUUAGCUGCACUUCCACCGGGAAGUAGAGACAGUGCAGUGGUGCCUGUGGCCGACCAGACUCUGAUGCUUCGUCAUGAAGGUACAGGAUCCCUGGCUAAGAUUCCUGCCCCUGCUACUCCACUGCCCACCCAGUUCAGAGCUGGUAGUAAAGACGUCCCUGUGACGAGAUCAGAAGAAGAGGACAGCAGUUCUGACACAGAUCCUACAAAGGAUGACAAAGAGGACGAGGAGAGCUGGGAUGGACGGCUGUUGACGGACAAAGAACUUGAAGAGUGUAUGGAAAUGGAAAAGACUGACCCUGUGGUGCAAGUUGGCAAUGACUUCUUUGACGGAGAGGGAAACUUUUUGUAUAGAAUCUGAGGACGUCCUGUGUUGGAACUGUUGACUAACCAUGUGUGAUGUUCAGGUUGGCAUUAUGACAAAUAUUUAUCUGCUCAGUGACUUUCUAAACAGAUUAUUACUUAAUAGGCAAAUAAAACAAUUUGUCAAUGGCUUUUUUCCAACUCUGAUGAAACUGCAGUUGUACUGUAAGAGUAUUUCAACCUGCUUGCAGGAGCCAUCCGGCAGCCAGAAUGUUUUUUGGUAACUGACUCCACAACAUAUUAUUUUGUGCUGUAAAAUAAGAGUCAGUUGACAAAAAUAGAGGAACUUGUGAAUUUAUUGGUAAACCCAAAGAAAAUGCCUCAAAUAUACAGAAGCGAGAAACAUAGCAGAUACAAAGAUGUAACCUUGUAUAUUUACAGAACCAUCACAAUGACUUAUUAAUUUAUACAGCAGUUUUAAACAGUAAGAAAAAUUUUACUUUCAUUUAAUGCAAUAAACCUUCAUACAAUAACUUGCCCAAGUGUCUCCCAGUGUAUAGCAGCUACAUAAUAACCCUGUGUCCAUUCUGUGUUUUUUAAUCUUGUCUCAAUCAGAAUUAUUUAUCAUACCAAGACAUAAAAUAGAGCAUAACCAGGUUAUUGGGGGUGAAUUUCUUUACAAAGCUCUUGAUUUAAAUAGUUAAGAGUUAACAUGCAGUUCAAUGGGAGCUCGUAUGAAACAUACAUGUACGUCACUGCUCAAGGAUUCAUUUUAGGCAACAAGUGCAACUUCAGGGUGUCACUGACAUACUGGAUGGACAUGGUUACACAUUAGUUGAUAUAAAUUAUAGUCAGUAAAGAGAUGCUGGCCACACAUCGGGAGGGCCUUGCAUUGUAUCCUAACACCAGGCACUUGUAUAACCACGUCCAAUUUACUGCACUCUGAAUCUGCAAGUCACAAAUAAAUAAAAUCUGCAUGAAAACAACGUAUUUAACACAAAACAGACGGAUAAAUGUGCAACAAAUGUUUAAAUGAAAAAAAAAUAGCCAAGACUUGGCGUGAUAGACAAGACAGAUCUUUUAAGAGGCAUUGACUGAUCCAGUUUAGCUUUAAAAUGACAGCAGUAUCAGGAUGAUUAAAAAUAAAAAUGAGAAACUUUCAAAAACCCUGUUUGUUUUUGGUAAAUUUGCUCCACCUCGGAUGCAAAUACCAAUUUAAAACUCCAACAACCUCAUCCAUUAACUCUAAAAGGCUUCUACACUUUUAAUUAUGCUAUACAACAUUUACAUGAUGGAUUUUCUUUUCUUAUUGCUUCUUUGCUUCUGUCGCCAAAUCAAAUGUAUUCAGUUAUCUGAAUCUGAUGUAAAAAUAUCUGCAGAUGUUUACUAUCAAACUAUAACUAUUUCUGUCAUUUCUGAACAUCUUUGAACCACAAUUUGUUACACAACUUCAAAAGUUCUUCAGUACAAAAACUGCUCAAAUGAUUAUAAACACGACUCGUAUAUGACUACAGUGAUUAUUACAGUCUUAUCAUGUUAAUCCUUAGGUCACAUUUAGGAAAAUGUUAAACUACAAACUCUAAGCAUACAAAUUACCUUGUGCUUUGGGCAGUUAGAACUGCAGACAUACAUGACUGAACAAAUCCUGUCUUGAAACAGACACCCC